AUGUUUGAUCCUCUCGAUUUGUACACCCCUGAUGACAUCCAGGUUGAGGCUUUACAGUUCAAUCUAGCAGAGAGAGAGCCAAAAGAUCCUUGCUCACCGCAACGUGACGAAAUAUUAACGGCUGUAGAUGAAGAAGAGAGUGACGACGAUGACACCAUUAUCGAUAAUCUGGAUCUGCCCUCCGUGAAGUAUGCUCCGCCAGAAGUUAUCCUUUGUAUACUAAUACUUCUGAAGCCCGAUAGACAAGUAAACUUCAAUCAGGAGACAGGGAAGAACAAAUCUGUACUGGAGGUUUGCAAGAGUCAUGGGCUGGAACCCGAUCUGCUGAAAAGACUUUUGACUUGGUAUACAGAAGAAUGGCCUAACAAGAGGUUAAACUCGUUGGAAAAGAUAUGCAAUAAAAUCCCAAUGCUGAGAUUUACAGUAUCCAAAGAACUACUGUUGGGCUACUAUACUAGUGUAUUGAAAAAAUACAAUAAUAGUUGCGGAUUGAAUGAGGAAAUCAUACAAGAACUUCUUAAGGAAUUGAGCUCAAGGAUAUCCGAAAACUGUGGGAGAACGGCCCAACCAUCCAUAGUAAGAUAUUUUGAAUUAAGAAAUCUAAGCACUUCCAUACCGCUUCAUGAACCCUCUUUAACGGCCGAUAAUCUUGGUUGGAAAACAUGGGGAUCAUCUUUAAUACUUUCACAAUUAGUCGUAGAUCACCUGGAUUACCUACAUACCACUAAUGUGAACAUGUUAGCGAACAGCGACAUCAAACAGAUUAAAGUAUUAGAAUUAGGAGCGGGCACUGGUUUAGUAGGACUUUCAUGGGCCUUAAAAUGGAAAGAACUUUAUGGAACUGAAAAUAUAGAAAUCUUCGUGACGGAUUUACCCGAGAUUGUGACGAAUUUGAAGAAAAAUGUGUCAUUAAAUAAUUUAGGAGAUUUCGUUCAAGCAGAGAUAUUAGAUUGGACUAAUCCUCACGAUUUUAUAGAUAAAUUUGGACAUGAAAAUGAAUUUGACGUCAUAUUGAUCGCCGACCCGAUAUAUUCGCCUCAGCAUCCGGAAUGGGUAGUUAACAUGAUAUCGAAGUUUUUGGCGGCAUCAGGGACCUGUCACCUAGAAAUACCUUUAAGGGCAAAAUACGCCAAAGAACGAGAGGUUUUGAAAUUAUUACUAAAAGAGAGUGAUUUAAAAGUAGUUGAAGAACGGCAUUCAGAGGGUGUGGAUGAUUGGGGUGCCGUUAAGUAUUUAUAUAGGCAAAUCGUUCGCAAUUAG
This is a messenger RNA of Saccharomyces cerevisiae S288C, 1260 nucleotides long. It is a transcript of the gene EFM2, whose product is annotated as S-adenosylmethionine-dependent methyltransferase. NCBI's taxonomy places the organism in Eukaryota, Fungi, Ascomycota, Saccharomycetes, Saccharomycetales, Saccharomycetaceae. The transcript has a single exon. The coding region runs from base 1 to 1260 and encodes 419 amino acids. Gene Ontology annotation, molecular function: S-adenosylmethionine-dependent methyltransferase activity. The record is from RefSeq and is marked reviewed. Gene Ontology annotation, cellular component: cytoplasm.